AUGAUCUCCCCCGUCAAGUGUCUGUUGACUUCAGCCCUCCUUGCAACAUGUGCCAACGCCCAUGGCUGGCUGACCAAACCGGCGGCAGUCUACGAUACACAGAUGGACAAGUCGCAGUAUAUAGGAACGAUCGAGUCGACCACAUCAGGAUUCAAAGGUACCUUUACCGGCGCACCAGCUGACAAUGUCGCCGCUUUUACCAAGGCCUUUGAGUCCAGCAAGUACAAGUCGCUCAAGGCCGUUAUCGAUGACAAGGCCAAGAUCAUAGUGCCUGGUGCCACACUCACAUGCGGUAUUGCCGACCCGAAAGCCACUCCACAGCCUCUGCCAGCUAAGGUGGAGUGGUAUCACUCCGAAUCGGAAGGCUUCACAGCAACGCACGAAGGCCCAUGCGAGGUUUGGUGUGACAAGGAGCGUGUGUUCCACGAUGACAAUUGUGCUGCCCACUACACUGCCGCACCGGCUGAAUUGCCGUACGAGAAGAGCAAGUGUACGGGUGCUAGCUUUUUGACGAUGUACUGGGUGGCAAUGCAUGGACCUAGCUGGCAGGUAUAUGUGAACUGCGCCCCGCUCAGCGGAGGAUCAGGUGGAGGAGCUACAACGGAAUCAUCGGGUAGUUCGGCUACGACCACGGAUGCUUCGGCUGCUGAGGCUCCGGUGGCCCAAACGCCACCAUCAGAAGAGUCUCCAUCCGCUCCAACCACGGAUUCUUCCUCUGCUGACACGCCAUCGGUGACUCCGGCUCCCGCCCCUGAAGGUUCGCAGUCUGUCACUCCUGCUCCUGCUUCUGAAGACUCCACGUCCGUUACUCCAGCUCCCGCCUCGGGCGAUUCACCACCGGCCACUCCAGCUCCCGACUCGGGUGACUUACCGUCUGUCACUCCUGUUCCUGCUUCAGGAGACUCGCCGUCGACGUCCAAUUGCAAAGUACGGAAGCGAAAGUAAGCACUUGAGUGUGUAGUACAUGUAUCGAUGUAAGGUUCAAAAGAUGUUUGGCGCUGUAAAGCUCUUUUGCUAUGGUAGUGUUAGACUUGCUCAAUCUUCGGGGUGCUGUGAUGUAGGUGCAGAAUAAGCGUGGGCAUAACAG
Molecule: messenger RNA, 1087 nt
Organism: Phytophthora nicotianae INRA-310
Lineage: Eukaryota; Oomycota; Peronosporomycetes; Peronosporales; Peronosporaceae
Exons: 1
Coding region: 1-945 (314 amino acids)
Source: RefSeq, a predicted model, not a curated record